Messenger RNA from Beta vulgaris subsp. vulgaris (sugar beet), 957 nucleotides. RefSeq lists its product as uncharacterized. Gene Ontology annotation, molecular function: nucleic acid binding. The coding region runs from base 1 to 957 and encodes 318 amino acids. The record is from RefSeq and is a predicted model, not a curated record. The transcript has 2 exons. Lineage: Eukaryota; Viridiplantae; Streptophyta; Magnoliopsida; Caryophyllales; Amaranthaceae.
AUGGCCCCUAUCACUGAGAUUACUAAACUUAAGCAAUUUGAGUGGAGUCAUCAAGCACAAAAGGCAUUUGAAGAGGUUAAGCUUCGACUCACCACAGCCCCUAUCUUGGCCUUGCCUAGCUUCGAAGACAUUUUUGAAGUAGAAUGUGAUGCUUCUGGAGUUGGUAUUGGUGCGGUCCUUUCUCAAAGUGGACGCCCCAUAGCCUACUUUAGUGAGAAAUUAAAUGAAGCAAAGAGGAAGUAUUCUACCUAUGACAAAGAGUUCUAUGCUCUUGUGAGGUCUCUUGACCAUUGGCGACAUUAUUUGAUUGCAAAAGAGUAUCAAUUUGAUAUGACAGAGGCUCUCAAAUACCUACAAAGCCAACAAAAACUUCAGCCACGCCAUGCCAAGUGGGUAGAAUUCUUGCAAGCCUAUCAUUUUGUCAUCAAGCAUAAAUCCGGAAAGAUGAACAAGGGUGCUGAUGCUUUGUCCGAAGGUUUUCUAUUCAAAAACAAGAGACUAUGCGUGCCUAAACAUAGUGUAAGAGAAUCUCUAAUCCGAGAAUUUCAUGAAGGUGGCCUAGCUGGACACUUUGGUAUUGAGAAGACCUAUACCUUGGUGAGUGAUUACUUCUUUUGGCCUAGAAUGGUGAAGGAUGUCGAGUACAUUGUUAAAAGGUGUGUAGCUUGUCAACACGCCAAAGGUCACUCUCUUCCUCAAGGUCAACAUCUACCCCUUCCUACCCCACAAGCCCCAUGGGAAGACAUUAGCCUUGAUUUUAUCACGGGACUUCCUAGAACAAAACACAACAAAGAUGCUGUGAUGGUAGUAGUUGAUAGAUUUUCAAAGAUGGCUCAUUUUAUCCCUAGCCAUACUACUCAUGAUGCGGUUCAAACAGCUCUUUUGUACUUCAAAGAAUGGUUCGUUUGCAUGGAGUGCCAAGGAGCAUGGUUAGUGAUCGUGAUACUAAGUUCCUAA